Molecule: messenger RNA, 666 nt
Organism: Mastomys coucha (southern multimammate mouse)
Lineage: Eukaryota; Metazoa; Chordata; Mammalia; Rodentia; Muridae
Exons: 2
Coding region: 1-666 (221 amino acids)
Source: RefSeq, a predicted model, not a curated record
AUGAGCGCCGCCGCUGGCUGCAGGCAGAGUCGCUGCCGCCCGGCCGCCGCUGGCUCCAGUCCGCCGCCAUUAUUCUUUGUUCGCUGCGAGCGGCGGCGGUGUUGUGGUGCUCGGGCGGAGGCUCCAUCUUUACCGCGGCCCCUCCUGCGAGGGGAAGGCCCCGAGCGCGGGUGUCCGGCGCCUCCCCGGCCCCCCUCUGUCCCCCCGGCUCUCUCCGGCUCCUGCCUCCUCCUCCUGCUCCUCUUACCGGUGGUACAAGCUCCUCCGUCACUGCUUUCGUUCGCGGCCCGGAUCUCGCUGGAGUUUUAUUCUCUCCCCCACGUAACACACCGCGUCAAACUACACCUCCGCCGCGUCACUCACCAACACUCCGCUUCUCCCAGCCGCCCGGGCCACAGGCAGCAGCAGCCGCCGCCGACUGAGGAGCCGCAGCCAGGGAGCCAGCCAGCGCCGCCCAGUGCCGAGUGCGCAGCGGCCACUCACGGAAACAGCCGAUCUCCACCCGGAGCCGCUCGAGAGGCCCCGCCCCCGCGCCGCUGGCGGAAACUGCCGAAGGCCUUCGGCUUCUUCCGGGAGCUGCGAACCGGCCACUUCUGGGCUCUUCUUCUCUGCUUCCACGCCACACUGGCUCUUCCACAUCUGCAGCUGAGGACAGAAGUCGGCUGA